Molecule: messenger RNA, 726 nt
Organism: Durio zibethinus
Lineage: Eukaryota; Viridiplantae; Streptophyta; Magnoliopsida; Malvales; Malvaceae
Source: RefSeq, a predicted model, not a curated record
AAACAAUACUAUUCCGCAAAUUAUCGAGCGUGAGUCAACGCUCAAUGAGAGCGCGUUUCUAUUUCACCUUCUGCUUUGUCCUUUCUGAACCUAUGACCUGUCUUACUCUUAACCACUCCCCUCCUGCCCCCAAAGGUCAUUAUUUAAGCAAAGACAUAGCAGUCAGGUUAGGGGAAAAAACACAGAAACGAACCGAAAUUCCAAACGCCAUGGCUAAGAUGUUGAUCAUGGCGGUUCUUGUGAUUUUGGGGACAAUGGCAACCGUUACGGAUGCGCAAGCAACUUGUGCGCAGCAGCUGGUGCCUUGUGCUCCUUACCUUAACAACGCCACGGCCCAACCUGGAGACGACUGCUGUAACCCUAUCAGACAAGCCGUGGCUACUGAGCUUUCCUGCCUUUGCAACCUCUAUAACGACCCUAGUUUGCUUGCUUCUUUUAACAUUACUGUCGCUGCGGCUCUCAGGAUCUCUCGUGAGUGCGGGAUCACUACUAAUCUCAGCGCCUGCAACGCUACUUCUCCUACCUCUGCUCCACCCCCACCAGGACAACCUGGAGCUGCUGAAAGGAUUGCAUUGACUGGACUUACCGCCAUGUUCUUAUUUUUGGUCUCUAUAGCGCUGUAUUAAGGUGACAUAUUCCUUGGAACCUUGAUGGGCAGAUAGAUUUCUAAGAGUAAAUAAUACAGAGAUCAUUCAGAUUAGGCAUCCGAGUUUGAAUAUCUAGAGA